AUUCUUGCGAGGUAUAACUUAUUCUUGCUGGCGGAACGGAGGUCAGGCCACCAACCCUAAUCUCUUGAGUGGUUCAUUCUAAAGAAAUAGACUCUUGAGAGGGAGUAAAUAUGACACUAGCUAAAUGUAAUAAUAGCGCCUUCAUAUGCUAACAAAUAGUACUGUUGUUUAUAACAAAGCUAUUACACCAUGAAGUUGCUUCAUAAAGAUAUCGAAAAAGACAAUGCCGGUCAGGUGACACUGAUGCCGGAAGAGGCCGAGGACAUGUGGCACACCUACAACUUACUGCAGAUCGGUGACAGUCUUAUGGCCUCCACUAUUAGAAAGGUGCAGACUGAGUCUUCCACGGGCAGCGUGGGGAGCUCGAGAGUGCGCACCACCCUGUGUGUGUGUGUGGAUACUAUUGACUUUGACUCACAGGCCUGCCAGCUGAGGGUGAAGGGAACCAACAUCCAGGAGAAUCAAUAUGUGAAGAUGGGGGCUUACCACACCAUUGAGUUGGAGUUAAACAGGAAGUUCACACUUGCCAAAAAGAUCUGGGAUAGUGUCGUCCUCGAUAGGAUCGAGCAGGCGUGUGACCCCACCCAGAAGGCAGACGUAGCGGCCGUGGUGAUGCAGGAGGGUCUGGCCAACCUGGUACUGGUGACCCCUGCUAUGACCCUACUAAGGGCCAAGGUGGAGGUGACCAUUCCUCGCAAGAGGAGAGGCAGCUGCACCCAGCACGAGAAGGCCCUGGAUAGGUUCUAUGAGGCAGUGAUGCAGGGGAUCCUCAGACAUAUCAACUUUGACGUGGUGAAGUGUAUACUGGUGGCCAGUCCAGGGUUUGUGAAGGACCAGUUCAUGGCCUACCUCUUCAGGGAGGCAGUCCGACAAGACUCCAAGAUUCUGCUGGAGAAUAGGCCCAAGUUCAUGUUAGUCCACUCCUCCUCGGGACACAAAUACUCCCUAAAAGAGAUUCUAUGCGAUCCAGCUGUCACAGCUAGAUUGUCUGAUACCAAGGCAGCAGGGGAGGUGAAAGCCCUGGAGGACUUCUACAAGAUGCUACAACAUGAGCCCGACAGAGCCUUCUAUGGGUUGGCUCACGUGGAGAAAGCUUCCGAAGCACUGGCUAUUGACAUCUUGUUGAUUAGCGAUAACCUCUUCAGGCACCAGGAUGUGACCACACGGAGUAGAUACGUACGGCUGGUGGACAACGUGAGAGACAAUGGUGGAACCGUGAGAAUAUUUUCAAGCCUUCAUGUAUCUGGAGAACAGUUGACCCAGCUCAGUGGAGUGGCGGCCAUCUUGCGUUUCCCCAUCGCUGAUCUAUCGGAGCCUGAGGAUGACAGCAGCUCUGAUGAAGAAUAAAUUACACACUGCAACAGAGAAAUUAGACCUGGGGGUACUCUUAGUCUGCAAAACUGAGAGGAACACAGCGCAAAGUUGCAAGAAGAAAUAGUGCAUAAAGUGCAAAACCUGUCCAUUAUUGCUUUAUCAUCAUACUCACAGAAUUUGACAUGCUGGUGCUUUUGGGUUUAAGGUGCAGUACAAGUAGAAGUGGUACCAAUGCUAAGCCUGAAAGAUAAACUCUGGUUUACAUUAAUGCUAUGGUUAAGCCUGUAAUUUGUUUGGUGCCAAGUCUGAAUAAAACACAAAUAAUAAUAAAUACACAGAAAAUGCAAACCUGAUUGAUCUGGAUAUAAAAUGCUAGUACAGUGUAUUAAUAUUGAUAAAACAUGUAUAAUUAAUUUCUAAUGAGAGUUUUGCAUCUACAUUUUUCUUUUUGAGUGUGUGUGUGUAUAUAUAUCUCUUUCUUGCAAUAAAACCGCCAAAGCUUA
Messenger RNA from Salmo salar (Atlantic salmon), 1817 nucleotides. RefSeq names its product pelota mRNA surveillance and ribosome rescue factor (gene pelo). Lineage: Eukaryota; Metazoa; Chordata; Actinopteri; Salmoniformes; Salmonidae. Gene Ontology annotation, cellular component: cytoplasm. Gene Ontology annotation, biological process: nuclear-transcribed mRNA catabolic process, no-go decay; ribosome disassembly; nonfunctional rRNA decay. The record is from RefSeq and is a predicted model, not a curated record.